Messenger RNA from Bufo bufo (common toad), 1819 nucleotides. RefSeq names its product protein phosphatase, Mg2+/Mn2+ dependent 1L (gene PPM1L). Gene Ontology annotation, molecular function: cation binding; protein serine/threonine phosphatase activity. Gene Ontology annotation, biological process: protein dephosphorylation. The transcript is spliced from 4 exons. The record is from RefSeq and is a predicted model, not a curated record. The coding region runs from base 490 to 1572 and encodes 360 amino acids. NCBI's taxonomy places the organism in Eukaryota, Metazoa, Chordata, Amphibia, Anura, Bufonidae.
GAGCUUUCUGUUGAGGAGAUUUGCCGGCCUUCCUUAUUAGGGUAUUGGAUGCUUAGAACAGAAGGAGCAGCGCCAUACAGUAAAGGUACAGCCUAGUGCCCCGCGUGUGGCGCUGACAUCUCUCACAGGGCGAAGGAACCGGUCUGCGGUCAGGCGCCCCCCCCCCCCCCUCUCCUUGCGGCCCUUGUAGAAGUCUUGUGUGGGGGAGACACACGGAACAGCCGGUGUCUGCGCCUUAUGACAGCUCCGCAAGGUGCUGAACGGACAGAAGCCGGAGGGUCCGGACGGGAGCGGAGCCUGACGUCCUGUACCGGAGCGGAGACAGAGCUGAAGCCGCUACCUGUGCCCGCCCGUCUGCCCAUGCUGCCGGUGCCCCCUUUGUCCUAGGUGCUGCAGACCUGUGCCCCCCUCCCGGGGAGGAGUUCGGGCAGGGGUCAGACUGCCAUGCACUGAUUGCCCUCCUCCCUCCCCGCCAUCCCCAGGACAUAAAUGAUAGAGGAUACCAUGACUCUGCUGUCUCUGCUGGGCAGGAUCAUGCGCUACUUCUUGCUCCGACCGGAGACCCUCUUCCUCCUAUGCAUCAGCCUGGCUCUCUGGAGCUACUUCUUCCACACGGACGAAGUGAAGACCAUCGUCAAGUCCAGCCGGGACGCCGUGCAGAUGGUGAAGGGCAAGGUGGCCGAGAUCAUGCAGAAUGACCGGCUCGGGGGUCUCGAUGUCCUGGAGGCAGAGUUCUCCAAGACCUGGGAGUUCAAGAGUAACAAUGUGGCCGUGUACUCCAUCCAGGGCCGGAGGGACCACAUGGAGGACCGCUUCGAGAUCAUCACCGACCUGCUCAACAAGAGCCACCCGUCCAUCUUCGGCAUCUUUGAUGGCCAUGGAGGAGAGUCAGCAGCGGAAUAUGUGAAAACUCAUCUGCCCGAGGUGCUAAAGCAACAUCUGCAGGACUUUGAAAGGGAUAAAGAGAACAGCGUACUUUCCUACCAGACAAUUUUGGAGCAGCAAAUUCUAGCAAUCGACCGUGAACUGCUGGAGAAGCUUUCAGGGUCCUACGAUGAAGCAGGUACCACAUGUUUAAUUGCUUUGUUAUCUGACAAAGAACUCACAGUGGCAAAUGUUGGGGACUCACGCGGAGUCUUGUGUGACAAGGAUGGAAACGCUAUUCCGUUAUCGCAUGAUCACAAACCAUAUCAGCUAAAGGAAAGAAAGAGGAUUAAGAGAGCCGGUGGUUUCAUCAGUUUCAAUGGGUCUUGGAGAGUUCAAGGAAUUUUGGCAAUGUCCCGUUCAUUAGGAGAUUAUCCCUUGAAAAAUCUGAACGUCAUCAUAUCAGACCCUGAUAUCUUGAGCUUUGACCUCGACAAGCUGCAGCCAGAAUUCAUGAUCCUGGCCUCUGAUGGGCUAUGGGAUGCCUUCAGCAAUGAAGAAGCUGUCCGUUUCAUUAAAGAACGCCUGGAUGAACCUCACUUUGGAGCCAAAAGCAUUGUGUUACAGUCCUUCUACAGAGGAUGUCCUGAUAACAUAACAGUCAUGGUAGUAAAGUUCAGGAAUAGUAGUAGAACAGAUGAACAAUAAGGUGUUUGCUUAUUUACAGACGGACUUCAGGCAAACUAUUUUAUUUUAAUUAAGUAGAAAAAUGUGAACACAUUAUUAAGAUUGCCCCUUGACUCCAUAUCCACGUCCUAGACUUUAACAUGGACUCAUGCAGCUAAUGUAUCCAUUGACUGUAACUUAUGAACGCACAGAAAGUAUAUAUUAUACCCAACAUUGUUCCAUUCUUAACAAGCAACUAUCUGUAUUAAAGGAAAGUGUUACCCUCUAA